AAAACCGAAUAUAACAGAACAAAGGACUUCGCUCUUUCAACCCAUUUCUUUAGAGCCACCAUGAAUCUCCUCUUCUCGUACCUUAACGCCGGUACUAUUGGAAUCCUAACAGCAUUGCUCUUGACGAUUUGUUUGCUCCGGAGGUCAUCUAAAGCCGAGGAAGCCAAACUAGCGCCGGAAGCCGCUGGAAAGUGGCCCCUUUUCGGCCAUCUCCACCUGCUAGCAGGACCCAGGCUUCCACAUGAGGCCUUGGGCGAUUUGGCUGACAAAUAUGGGCCCAUCUUCAGGAUCCGUGUUGGGGUGCACCCGGCGUUGGUCGUCUGCAGCUGGGAGGCAGCCAAGGAGUGCUUCACGGUGCACGAUGUUGUGGUCUCUUCGCGGCCCAAGCUCAUUAGCGGGAAGCUCUUGGGAUAUAACUAUGCGAACUUCGGGUUCGCCCCGUAUGGGCCGUUCUGGCGCGAGAUGAGGAAAGUAACCGCCUUGGAGCUGCUCUCCAAUCGCCGCCUUGAGCUGCUGAGUCAUAUCAGAGAGUCAGAGAUGGGGAUUUGGAUGAAAGCUAUGUACAGGAGGUGGAUCGAGAUGAAAGAUGGCACGGACCUUGCCCCAGUGGAGAUGAAACGGUGGUUUGGGAACUUGACGCUUAACGUGAUCCUCCGAAUGGUCACGGGGAAGCGCUACUCCAUCGGUGGUGCUGUGGGGGGCGAUGAGGGGAAGGCCCAGCGGUGCCAGAAGGCGAUGAGGGAGAUGUUCCGCCUGGCAGGGCUGUUCGUGAUGGCGGAUGCUGUCCCUUUUAUGGAGUGGCUCGACGUGGGAGGACAUCAAAAGGCCAUGACGAGGACGGCGAAGGAGAUGGACAGUAUAUUUCAGGAAUGGUUGGAGGAGCAUCGCCAGAAGAAGAAGAAGGAGGAGGAGGAGGAGACUUCACCGGGUGGUGUUAAUGUCGACUUCGAGCAGGACUUCAUGGACGUUCUGCUUUCUGUCCUGGAUGAAUCUAAGGCAGAGGAUGUUGAUGCUGAUACGAUCAACAAAGCCACAACCAUGACUUUGGUCGCAGGAGGCACGGACACGACCGCCGUCACCCUAAUAUGGGGCCUCGCCUUGCUCCUAAACAACCCGCUCGCCAUCAAGAGAGCCCAAGCUGAGCUGGACGUCCACGUCGGAAGGGACAGGCUGGUCAAAGAGUCAGACCUGCGCAAGCUCGUGUACCUCCAAGCCAUAGUCAAAGAGACCCUCCGCCUGUACCCGGCCGGCCCUCUCUCGGGCAUGCGCGAGUUUACCCAGGACUGCACCAUCAAGGGGUACCACGUCCCCGCGGGCACGAGGCUCAUCACCAACCUGUGGAAGAUCCAAAGGGACCCGCGCAUCUGGGAGCGGCCUGAUGAGUUCGAGCCUGAGCGGUUCCUGACCGGUGCGCACAAGGACGUGGACAUGACAGGCCAGCACUUCGAGCUCAUCCCAUUUGGGGCUGGUCGUCGGGCUUGUCCGGGGGCGAGCUUCGGGGUUCAAAUGGCGCAGCUGACGCUGGCCAGUUUGCUGCACGGGUUUGAUAUGAGGACGGCUCAAGACGAUGGCGUCGUUGAUAUGACUGCAGUUGCUGGGUUGACCAUCGGCAAGGCCACUCCGCUCGAAGUCAUGGUGAGGCCUCGCUUGUCUCCUUCUGCUUACGAGGGAUUUGGAUCUUCAGUGAAUUAGGUCCUUCAUCGAUCGAGAAGGAAAGAACAAUCCAAACAAUAUCAGGAGUUUCAUGUCAAUGUGAAUGUGUCGUAAGAUUUAAGGGCGAUGGAGAUGCAUAUCCAGGAUGUUAUUUAGAGAUAUUCUCUUUAUAUGCGAAAAGACAUUAGCUAUAUUGCUAUGGUAAAUCCCUCGAUGAUCAAGAUAGUUCAUUAACUUCAUGAGUUAAGUAAAUGUCGAGACGGACCUCAAGUACAUAGUAAUUUGCUCCUGUCAAUUAAGUCCCAAGCCGCCACCUGUAAAUUUGUGUGGACAUGCACACGAGCCGGGCAUUGCACAGAUGUGUACUCUUCACUUAAAUUUGCCA
Eucalyptus grandis is the source of this 2038-nucleotide messenger RNA. Its product is annotated as cytochrome P450 CYP82D47. The record is from RefSeq and is a predicted model, not a curated record. The coding region runs from base 61 to 1692 and encodes 543 amino acids. Gene Ontology annotation, molecular function: monooxygenase activity; oxidoreductase activity, acting on paired donors, with incorporation or reduction of molecular oxygen; heme binding. NCBI's taxonomy places the organism in Eukaryota, Viridiplantae, Streptophyta, Magnoliopsida, Myrtales, Myrtaceae. The transcript is spliced from 3 exons. Gene Ontology annotation, biological process: defense response to other organism.